UUGAUUGACUUAUAUAUGUGCUAUUUUUUUCAAGCAGAAACUUCCUUUUUCCAUAUUGAUUCUUCACAUGACCUUGGAGUAAUUUUCCAUGUGCAUGGAUUUAGACCUUCGAUUUUGAAAUUCCCACGUGCAGAAACAUUUAGUGGAAUUGCCAAGUUUAGUGGAACAAAGUUCUCUCUAUCUGAAAUGAUUGCCUUUGAUCCUGAUUUAUGUGAUGGUCCUAUAAAUGUUACUGUGGAAAAGGUGAUGGAUGCAUUUUCUAGGGCUCGUGAAAUAUGCAUUUUUGUUCCAUAUUUGUUAUAUAAUUGUACUGGUUUUCCAUUAAUUAUUUCUGACUCUGCUAAUGAUAUGAAAGGGCAUGGAUGUGUCAUUCCUUACUGUUAUGAUUUGGUAGAGAAGGACUGUCUUCUAGGCAGGAAAGAUGGUCUGGGUCUUCUAUCUUCCUCUUUUGUGCAUACCAUGCAAAUGUUACCUUAUUUGAAUUAUUUUGAUGUUGUUGACUUGCUACUUUUCAUCCAUCCGGCUAUUUAAUGAGCUAUGCUAGUCCACAUCACAUAAUAAUUCCAAAACACAUAUUCUGGGCAUACUAAGCAGUAAGCACGAUCCUUUUUUAUAAGAAAUGUCAUAGUCACUAGAUAUAAAGAUCUGUUAUA
This is a messenger RNA of Camellia sinensis, 653 nucleotides long. Lineage: Eukaryota; Viridiplantae; Streptophyta; Magnoliopsida; Ericales; Theaceae. The record is from RefSeq and is a predicted model, not a curated record.